GACACACAAAAUCACACACUUGAAUAAGAGCAAAACGCCCUUAUUUCCCCACAGACCUAGGGCAAACACUUGAAGACAGAAGAACUCAAAACUGACCAGAGAAGAAUCAAAAUGAACCUUCUUCCCUCCUUCUCUAUGGAAACCUGGGCCCUUCUUCUUAUUUUCAUGGUCCUCGUGAUACUAUAUGGCACCUGGCCAUUUCGUUUGUUCAAGAAGUUGGGCAUUCCUGGACCAAGACCUCUGCCUUUCAUAGGAACGUGCAUGAACUAUCGCAAAGGUUUCUUGGAUUUUGACAAUGACUGUUACCAGAAAUACGGGAAAGUCUGGGGGUUUUAUGAUGGCAGGCAACCUGUGAUGGGUGUCAUGGACCCCCAAAUCAUUAAAACUGUGCUGGUUAAAGAGUGUUACUCCACCUUUACCAACCGGAGGCAUGUAGAUAUAGUAGGGGUGCUGAGCAAUGCUAUCUCAUUAGCUGAAGACGAACAGUGGAAAAGGAUUCGUACUGUGCUCUCUCCAGUCUUCACCAGUGGGAAACUAAAGGAGAUGUUACCUAUAAUGAAGCACUAUGGGGAAGUUUUGGUGAAAAAUGUUCAGAAGCAAAUAGAAAAGGACAGCACUGUAUCUGUAAAGGACCUCUUUGGAAGCUACAGCAUGGAUGUUGUCACCAGCACUUCAUUCGGUGUCAACAUUGACUCCAUGAACAACCCUGAAGACCCCUUUGUCAGAGAGAUGCAGAAGUUCGUCAAUAUUAACUUUUUUAGCCUGCUCGCUAUCUUGACAUUUACAUUUCCAUUCAUUGGUCCGCUUUUGAACAAGAUGAAUGUAAGCUUCUUCCCCAAUGACGUUGUCGAUUUUUUCAUGAGAUCCAUCACCAAAAUUAAGCAAGAUCGUGAAAAGGAUCCUCACAAGGGCAGAGUGGAUUUUCUGCAGCUGAUGAUCGAAGCCCAAAACUCACCCACUGAAGGAAGCAAAGAAGCAAAUCACCCAUAUAAAUCCCUGACUGACCUAGAGAUCCUUUCGCAAGCAUUCAUCUUUAUUUUUGCUGGCUACGAGACCAUCAGCACCACGCUUUCCUACACGGCAUAUGAACUGGCUUUGCACCCUGAUGUGCAGCAAAAACUGCUGAACGAAAUCGACUCCGUUUUUCCCAACAAGGCUCCUCUCACAUAUGAAGCAAUGAUGAAAAUGGAAUAUCUUGACAUGACAGUGAGCGAAACUCUUCGGCUUUUCCCCAUCGGAGGACGGCUUGAGAGAACCUGCAAGAAAGAUGUAGAAAUAAAUGGAGUGACCAUUCCCAAAGGAGCCAUUGUUAUGAUCCCAUCCUAUACCCUGCAUCGUGACCCCAAGCACUGGCCUAACCCAGAAGAGUUCAGACCAGAAAGGUUCAGUAAGGAAAACAAAGAGGCCGUAGACCCAUAUACGUACCUGCCCUUUGGAGCUGGUCCCAGAAACUGCAUCGGGAUGCGGUUUGCUCUCCUGACUCUGAAGGCUGCCCUCAUCGUCCUAUUGCAACAUUUCACUUUCCACACCUGCAAAGAAACUGAGAUCCCUCUCAAGAUAUUUUCAUUUGGACUCUUAAGACCAGAAAACCCAAUUAUUUUGAAGAUAGUCCCCCGGACCAACACCGCACCUCCAAAGGCGUAAAACUCAGCCAUGGCUGCAAUUAUUCUCUGGUGUCUAAUGAGUGCUGUGCCAACAAAAGGGAUCACACUUUGCAGGAAAUCUACCUUACACAUACAUGCACAGAAGAGCAGCUCUAGUUAAUUCUGGAAGCAAUUACUACAUAUUUACUAAUAAACAUAGCUGUCAGAAAUGUAAUGUGGAUCACUGGGCAGUGACAAUAUGCAGUGUCCUUAAUUUUGAUUGCAGAAAACAAGAAAUAAAUCCAAAUGGGAAGCUGAUCAUCCACUUCUAAGGGGACUUCUCUGUCUGGAGAGAAGGAAUUACUGUCGCAUCCAAGAGAAACAAGGUGUGAUGGAAAUUCAAACUGUCAGACCUUGCUGGGCAGGGAUGGGUGACAUUCUUAGUGUACUGAUGCUUGAAAUUUCAUGUGUUAUAAUUGAGCCGACUGGUGUGAGACUAUAUCCUAGUUACCAAGCCUCUCUUGUGCCAUGUGUUAAUUAAACUAAAGUGUGUACAAAUACUGUCAUUAAAAAUGUUUGAGAGCUGCUCUGUGUUGUGUAAAGCAGCUGAUCACUUCCUAUUUAAAAAUUGUAUUCAGCCUCAACCAUUGAAAUUAUC
Molecule: messenger RNA, 2241 nt
Organism: Cuculus canorus (common cuckoo)
Lineage: Eukaryota; Metazoa; Chordata; Aves; Cuculiformes; Cuculidae
Product: cytochrome P450 3A9
Exons: 13
Coding region: 112-1644 (510 amino acids)
Biological process (GO): oxidative demethylation; steroid metabolic process
Molecular function (GO): oxidoreductase activity, acting on paired donors, with incorporation or reduction of molecular oxygen, reduced flavin or flavoprotein as one donor, and incorporation of one atom of oxygen; heme binding; iron ion binding
Source: RefSeq, a predicted model, not a curated record